Molecule: messenger RNA, 620 nt
Organism: Capsicum annuum
Lineage: Eukaryota; Viridiplantae; Streptophyta; Magnoliopsida; Solanales; Solanaceae
Product: ferritin-3, chloroplastic-like
Exons: 4
Coding region: 1-477 (158 amino acids)
Biological process (GO): intracellular iron ion homeostasis; iron ion transport
Cellular component (GO): cytoplasm
Molecular function (GO): ferric iron binding; ferrous iron binding
Source: RefSeq, a predicted model, not a curated record
AUGUUAUAUCCUUCAAAGCAGGAGGGCUUCAUGGUUUGUGCUUCAAAGGCCACCAACCACAAACCCUUGACCGGUGUUGUCUUUGAGCCUUUUGAGGAGUUGAAGAGAGAGUUUACGCUUGUACCCACUGUUCCCCAAGACUCUCUUGCUCGCCAGAAGUACUCCGAUGACUGCGAAGCCGCUAUUAAUGAACAGAUCAAUGUGGAAUACAAUGUUUCCUACGUUUAUCAUGCCAUGUUUGCCUAUUUCGAUCGAGACAACGUUGCUCUCAAGGGUCUCGCCAAAUUUUUCAAGGAAUCUAGUGAAGAGGAAAGGGAACACGCUGAGAAAUUUAUGGAAUACCAGAACAAGCGCGGUGGGAAGGUGAAGCUGCAGUCUAUCUUGAUGCCACUAACGGAGUUUGAUCAUGCUGAGAAGGGGGAUGCAUUAUAUGGUAAGUUUGGCCACAUUUAUCCUACUCCCUCCGUCCCAUAUUAAUUUUCUACUUUUUACUUCACAUGCCCUUUAAAAAUCAUUAAAGAAGUGUAAAAUUGAUUACUUAAGAAAUCUUUUUGGAACUUUACAAAUUAAUUGUUUUAGAUUUCCAAAAAGAACUGUUGUUCACUUUUGACACCUCAAAA